Messenger RNA from Eurytemora carolleeae, 1064 nucleotides. RefSeq names its product flavin-containing monooxygenase FMO GS-OX2. The transcript has 10 exons. Lineage: Eukaryota; Metazoa; Arthropoda; Copepoda; Calanoida; Temoridae. The record is from RefSeq and is a predicted model, not a curated record. Gene Ontology annotation, molecular function: flavin adenine dinucleotide binding; NADP binding; N,N-dimethylaniline monooxygenase activity. The coding region runs from base 3 to 1064 and encodes 353 amino acids.
AAAUGGAGAUUGCAAUUGUUGGAGCAGGAGCUGCAGGGCUAAAUGCAGCUCGUCAUGUUGCACAUACCUACAAUUGUAUUCCUACCGUAUUUGAGAAGAAUUCCAGUUUUGGAGGAGUCUGGGUUUAUAAUCCCAAUACAGGGAUUGAUCAAAGAGGAGAGAAGAUACAGUCCAGUAUGUACCGAGACCUGAGAACCAACCUACCCAAGGAUGUGAUGAUGUUUCCCGACGUACCGUACAAGGAAUCUUUAAAUGAAUCCUUUGUACAUCACACAGAGGUUUUGGAUUAUUUGAACGAGUUUGUUGACAAGUUUGAGAUAAAGAAAUACAUACAUUUCAACACAAAGGUGGUAAGCAUCAAACCAAUUUAUCCAGACCCUGCAGAUAAAGAAGAGAUCUCCGAAAACGGAAAUGGUAUGGAGGUUCAUGAAAACGGAAAUUGUAGUGAGGCUCAAAAAAACGGAGAUGGAGUUGAGGCUCAUGAAAACGGAAAUGGUAUUGAGGCUCAUGAAAACGGAAAUGUUAUUGAGGCUCAUAAAAAUGGAAAUGAAAUUGAGACUCAUAAAAACGGAAAUUUAAUUAAGGCCCAUGAAAACGGAAAUGGAAUUUCAACUGCCGAAAACCAUCCCAGAAAUGGAGGAGAAAAUGGAGUUCAGACUAAAAAUGGAGCAAAGACUAAUGGAAAGGAGGCAGAGAAGAAUAUGAAGAAUAAACUGAAUUCAAAUAAAAAAUGGAAAAUAGAAUACCUUUGCCUGGAGACUAAAACAUCCCACUUUAAAUACUUUGACGGUGUUAUGAUUUGUGUUGGCGCUUAUACCACCCCUCACUAUCCUCAAAUACCAGGCCUUGAACAGUUUACAGGACGGGUCAUGCACAGCAACGAUUAUAGAUAUCCAGAUCCUUUCAGGGGUGACAGUGUUGUAAUUCUGGGAGCUUCGUACAGCGGAGCUGAUAUAGGGCUUGAAUUGGUUCCUCAAGCAGAAAAGAUUUAUCUGUCCCACAACAAUCCUAAACUAACAUCAGCUCUACCCGACAACAUGAUUCAAAUCAGGAAAAUAUUAUAA